AUGUCGUCCCCCGCCCACGUCGUCACCAAGGAUGUCCAGGACCAACUCUUGAAUUUCCGCAAGUGCAGGAGGAAGCCUGGAGAGGUCCCAUACCCAUUUGAAUACUCCAAUGGCAUGGUUGACUUUGACAUUUGGGACCAUAUGUUCUUCGUCAAUAGCUUUCGAAGCCUGACGAUGCACCGGUUCGAACGUCCACCUGAAGUGGUGCUGGACCUGGGCUGUGGAGGGGGUUUCUGGACGUUGGAGGCCGCUAAACAGUGGAAGUCAAGCACGAUCAUUGGCUUUGACAUCACAGACGUCCAGCCAAACCUCCAUGGGUUAGAACACUAUCGUCAUCUCUCACGGCGAGUGAAAUGGGUCCAUGGCAAUCUGUUGGAUGGACUUCCCUUUCCAGAGUCUCAAUUUGACUUUGUAAGGAUAGCUUACAUCGGUCUUGGAGUACCGGAGGAUGAGUGGCAGUUUGUUUUGGAGGCAUGUUCUACUCCCCAUAUGGGCCUGUCACGAUUAAUAACGCUUAAUCGUUUGUGUCCAGGAAAUCUCAAGAGUAAUGAAACCGGGGGCAGUAUUAGAGAGGAGGAUCUUAUCUUCCCUUGCACGACGAUACCGCCCGAGCCCCCGGCGACGCCCAAGCUGGAUCUUGACCUGUCACUGCUUAAUUUUAGUUCGGCCUCUCCCGCUGGUUCGACCCAGGAUUUGAAUACCUUGUCUUCCUUGCCCGACCGGAAACCCCCAGCAUCCCCAUUGAGGACAAAAUUCCAGGAGUUGACAAGAGCCAAAACGUCGUCGAAAAGUAAUCUCGCACACGCUGCCUCGCUUCUCGCCGAGUCCUCCUUCACUUCUCAAGCCAGCUCGGAGAACAGCGUUCAACAAGCUCCGCUAGACAAACACCCUCAAGAUCAUUCACGAAUCAAAGCCUCGUGGGAUGCUAUGCUGGCCUCUCGAUUCCUCACGCCAAAACUCCUCGCUGUCCUUCCAUUUUAUAUCUCUACCUUCUUCGAGGAAGUAAAACCUUAUCCGCCACUGAAAAUUCCACUGCCACCCAACAGCAGCUCUGCGCCGCCGCUUCGCUCACGGCACUCUGCAGACAGCUUUCGUCCGUCAAGCCGCGGCAAUCUCGAUACUCCGUUUGACUUGAAACUCCCUACCAUCUCCCGCUCGACUUCCAAAGCGGAUGGGUGUUCGAUUCGCGCCGUGUGCUCCGUCAAGGAUUUUGUGGGCCCAAGCCAAUGGGCAACAAUACACCUAGCGAAAACGGUGAACACUAUAGUCGCCUGCAAAGGCCCAAUAUGGAAGGAAUACGAAAGGCUUUACAGCGAAGACUUUCUCCUUCACCAAGUCAGUAGCGAGCUGGUCACUGUUCGACAGGUCUUCGAGCGGGACUGGAACAGCUGGCUAAGGUGGGAGUCAUUCCACGUCUUUUAA
Coprinopsis cinerea okayama7#130 is the source of this 1422-nucleotide messenger RNA. RefSeq lists its product as hypothetical. The record is from RefSeq and is a predicted model, not a curated record. Bases 1 to 1422 code for a protein of 473 amino acids. NCBI's taxonomy places the organism in Eukaryota, Fungi, Basidiomycota, Agaricomycetes, Agaricales, Psathyrellaceae. The transcript has 6 exons.